AUGUCUGGAGUAACAACGUGCUUACGUUUCCCUGGACAACUGAAUGCUGAUCUACGUAAACUGGCUGUCAACAUGGUGCCGUUCCCUCGCUUGCAUUUCUUCAUGCCUGGAUUUGCACCUCUGUCAGCAAAAGGAGCUCAAGCCUACCGUGCACUUACCGUUUCUGAGCUUACACAACAGAUGUUCGAUGCUAAGAACAUGAUGGCAGCUUGUGAUCCACGACAUGGCCGUUAUCUCACCGUUGCGGCUAUGUUCAGAGGCCGUAUGAGCAUGCGCAUGUUCGAUGCUAAGAACAUGAUGGCAGCUUGUGAUCCACGACAUGGCCGUUAUCUCACCGUUGCGGCUAUGUUCAGAGGCCGUAUGAGCAUGCGCGAGGUCGAUGACCAGAUGAUGUCUGUACAAAACAAGAACUCAUCAUACUUCGUUGAAUGGAUCCCUAACAAUGUUAAAACAGCCGUGUGCGACAUCCCACCGCGCGGAUUGAAAAUGGCUGCUACUUUCGUUGGAAACUCGACAGCAAUCCAAGAACUGUUCAAGCGCAUCUCAGAACAAUUCACUGCCAUGUUCCGUCGCAAAGCCUUCUUACAUUGGUACACUGGUGAGGGUAUGGACGAAAUGGAAUUCACUGAAGCCGAAUCGAAUAUGAACGAUCUUGUUGUCCGAAUAUCAACAAUACCAAGAAGCGACUGCUGA
This is a messenger RNA of Cooperia oncophora, 693 nucleotides long. Lineage: Eukaryota; Metazoa; Nematoda; Chromadorea; Rhabditida; Trichostrongylidae. The record is from the annotation of a GenBank genome assembly.